GUUGAACCUACCUACACACAUUUAUUGAAAUAUUAUGGAGAGAUAAGUGCAGACGGCAAUUUUGCAUAAAUGCACGGAAAAAGAAGAGACUGAUGGAAAGAAAGAGAAAAAACGAAAAAAUGAGUUAGGCAAAGAAAAAAAAAAAAAAGAGAGAGAGAGAGAGAGAGACGUCAGGGGCAAUAAUAGAAAAAAGGUACUACACAAACUUAGAAAGAGCAUCUCACCAUCAAAUUCUUUUCCACAGAAUCAAAAGUUUGUGUGAUGCGGAACUAGCCUCGGCGAACACUGCACAUCAAUAAUACCUGCUACCACGCGUCUGAAUCCUUGGUCGUCCCUCAAGAUUCAGUAAUAGCACAGAAGUUAGACAUCAGCAGCAGAGUCGUAAAUAUUCGUUUGAGCGUUUUACCAAAAAACAAAACUUCACAGAAAGUUUGCAGCAAGGACGGAUAUAGUUUUGGGGAGGGAGAGCUAAGAAGAGGACCGUGGACAAAGACAAACAACAUGGCUGAUAUGGCCGGGGUUACCAUCCGGUGUGGGAAAUGCCCGUCAUGACCGCCAACACUGCACCACACAGCACAGUAUACAAUACUCCCGAGAUCCCCAGGAUAAACCCGAGGGUCCUUGCGGGAGCUCUGGCCAAGAAGACUCACUUCCGAGCUUCUCUCCUGAGAUUACUGGAGGACGAUGGGUUUGACAUCCCGCUUGUACGGCGCUGCGUCCAGACCUUCAGGCAGGUGUUUGGUGUCGAUGGCGAGGCUAUUGUACUUAAGCCCAAACUGGCCCUAUGUCCUAUGAAUAACUUCGACAGCAAAUGUAUAUAUGGUAAGAAAUGUAGGUCUUUACAUAUCUGCGCAGAGUACCUUAAAAAUGAGUGCGAUAAGGUGAGCUGCAGCUUGGGACACAGAUGGGACACGAAGCCAAACAACAUUCUCGUGCGCAGACUCUACCUCGACCGCCUUAGCAUCAGUGAGCUAAAUAAAUUAGUGAUUUCUCUCCAAGACGACUAUGCGAGGCAGGGAACAAAGAGUGGUCUGCAUCGACUGCCCGUCGUCAGCAGUGAGGUCGAGGAUGAUUCUGCACAAGAUGACGAAGAAGACGAAGGCAUCGAAGAUCCUUCAGGAGACGAGACAGUGAGUCCUACAGUUUGGUCUCACUACAUAGAGGGUGAAGUUGAUAUUCCCGAAAUUUGCUAUGACUCAGUGGUAGGCAAAUGCGUCCGGGAGGAAGUAGGCUGCCCAAGGCUCCAUGCAGCACUGCCCUUUCACUGGCAGACAAAGGAGCCUGACGGCGUCUGGUACAACCUGCAGUCUGCCCAAGCUGAGUAUCUGGAACUCAACUACUGCGACCCAUCCAAGGUAACUUGCAUGGUUCCCAAGCUUGAUCCGACGGUCUAUAACGAGUCCGAGUGCGCCUUACUGGCACUGAUGGGACUUGCUCAAUGGGAAGCCAAUUUUGAGAGCAUGACCUUAACUCUCCCGCCGGAUGAGGAGCUUCAGAUCAGAAGGCUGUCCGUCGAGGAUCUGAAAGAAGUGGAACAGACAGCGAAUGUUAAUACGUGGUACUACGAAGUUCAAGAGUGGCUUCCGUACGGUCUAGACGAAGACAGUUCCUCCAACAACACCGUCACCUCUGCAGAAAUUGAACGCGCUUUUCUGAACGAUAAAUACUCUCGUUUCCACUUCACCACCGAGAAACACACUUACACCCUCGACUUCGAAACCAUGACUCAGACCAAUGACACAACAGGGUAUUCGAGGAGGGUGCGACGCCGGCCAAAGCCCCACCUGCAGAAGGAGGAUUUGUUGGGAUAGUUUGAUUGCAACGUAAUUUGUAUAUGCACAAAGCCAGCCGCAUGUUUGGUACUUUCACAGACCAUAUAAACAGUUGUAACUGUGUUCGUUUGAAAUUACGAAUACAUGAGUGCAUAGUAAGUUGAAUAUGUCACCUUUAACAUAUAUACUCAUACACAUCAUUUUUGUGUGUAAAUUGAUGAAAUGGUUGGUGAUAUUAUAUCAAGAGACUAACAUUAUAUUUGCAAGGUAUCCUUAUCAUUUAUUGAAAUAUAUUUUUGGUA
Penaeus monodon (black tiger shrimp) is the source of this 2074-nucleotide messenger RNA. RefSeq names its product protein mono-ADP-ribosyltransferase PARP12-like. Gene Ontology annotation, molecular function: zinc ion binding. NCBI's taxonomy places the organism in Eukaryota, Metazoa, Arthropoda, Malacostraca, Decapoda, Penaeidae. The record is from RefSeq and is a predicted model, not a curated record. The coding region runs from base 540 to 1811 and encodes 423 amino acids. The transcript has 3 exons.